This is a messenger RNA of Brassicogethes aeneus, 6425 nucleotides long. Lineage: Eukaryota; Metazoa; Arthropoda; Insecta; Coleoptera; Nitidulidae. The record is from the annotation of a GenBank genome assembly.
GAAUUAAUAAUUUAUCGUUUGUUUCAGGGGACAUUACUCAAAAAGGAUACGAGAAAAAGAAGACGCGACUGCUAUCUCCCUACGUGCCUAAACAAAAUUCAACCGGAAGCGGUGGUGGAAACGAUGCAGGAAACGGAAACGGUGGCGGCGGCGGUGCCGGAAGCGGCGGCAAACAGCAGCACACCAGGAGGCGCACGCAGCGCCGCGUCACUCACAACGAGAAAAGAUAUCAUUCAGAUGUGGGUGACGGGCUGCCCAAGGAUGACAGGACCGGAGCUAGCCCUGGAUCCAGGGCCUUGCGCAGGGGUAACCGACGGUUGACCCGCAACGAAAGUCGCUAUCAUUCGGAAGUGCGUCAGGAGGCCGUGCAACAGGCGCUAGCGCAAGCAAUGAACAGACACAAGCCGUCGAUGCCGAUGCCGUCCAAACGCACCUCCGUCAUGGCCAGGAGUCCCGACCGGGACCGACAAGACUCAGAAUCUUCCUCGGACGAGGACAGCAUCGUAAAUGAGGAGACGAUCGAGGGCACGCCCGAACGCGAAAAGGUCCAGAAGGACAGAAGCACCCCGCAAAUGUUUCCGCCGCCGCCGCUUUCGGACACCAGCAGCACCGGAUCGCCGCCCCCGCUACAUCACCGCCCCCGGUUGCCGCAACCGACCAACUGGGACCACAGGAUCAGACAGGACAUCACGGAGAUCACGGAUGUCAUGCAAAAUUUCAGACCAUAUUCUCAACCGCCAGAUGUAACAAAUAACACUGCACAAGGCACCAGGAGGGCAGCUGCAGACAGGGUGAAUAGAUAUACUUCUUCAGCUUCAGAAGAUGGGACGAUGGGCACCGGAACUGGCAGAUGGAAGGUGUCAGCAAAAAUACAACAACUUCUCAACACGUUGAAAAGGCCUAAACGACGCCCUCUGCCGGAAUUCUACGAAGAUGACGACAUUGAGUUGGAGAUUGCUGCCAAUCCUAAAGACCCAAAUGCACCUAAACCAGAAGGUGGCUCCAUGAGUCCAGCUGUAGGCGAACAACUAACAAUCCCAUCAGGUCUGCCUAGAAGCCUAGAAUCCGCCAUCACUAGGUACGGUAACGGAACCUACAAAGCCCCCGUGGCCACGGUUUUGGACCCCAACGGAAAACUAACCACCACCCUCACCUACGGCAAACUUUUGAGCCGUUCGCACAAAAUAGCGUAUGCUCUGUUAACGAAACAGUUCAGCAAAAACGGCGACACGAGUCUGAAGUCCGGCGACAGAGUGGCUCUGGUGUAUCCGAACAACGACCCGAUCAACUUCCUGUGUGCUUUCUACGGCUGUUUGCACGCCGGCUUGGUGCCAGUGCCCAUCGAAGUACCGAUCACUAGACGCGAUGCUGGAUCAUUGCAAAUAGGGUUUUUACUGGGCAGCUGCACGGUGCAGGUAGCUCUAACUUCCGAAGCCUGUUUGAAGGGCCUCCCCAAAACAACGUCCGGCGAAGUAAUACAGUUCAAAGGGUGGCCCAAGUUGACUUGGUUCGUCACCGAGCAUUUAGGCAAGACCCCGAAGGACUGGACUCCUACGCCUCGGUUAACCGACGAAACGCCCGCUUACGUCGAGUACAGCACCGAUCGAGAUGGCUCCGUGAUGGGCGUGACAAUAACAAGGGCGGCCAUGGUGCAACACUGCCGCAUGCUGACGAUGUCCUGCAGCUACACUGAGGGCGAGAAUAUGGUUUGCGUUUUGGACUUCAAACGCGAAGUGGGCUUGUGGCAUUCAGUAUUAUCGAGCGUUCUUAACGGCAUGCACGUCAUCUACAUACCCUAUGCUUUGAUGAAGGUGAACCCCGCCAGCUGGAUGCAGAUGAUCACCAAGUACAGAGCUUGCUGCGCUAUUGUUAAAUCCAGGGAUCUUCACUGGGGCUUACUCGCCACUAAAGAUCACAAAGAUAUAAACCUGUCAUCGCUAAGAAUGUUGCUAGUGGCCGACGGGGCCAACCCAUGGUCGCUAAGCUCGUGCGAUCAGUUUUUAUCAGUAUUUCAACCGAAAGGACUCAAAGCCGACGCGAUAUGUCCUUGCGCCAGCUCCAGCGAAGUUCUCACCGUGUCCGUAAGGAGGCCUGGCCGUGCCGGCGUGAACGCGACCGGUCGCGGCGUGCUGUCCAUGCAAGGCCUCAGCUACGGAGUGGUCAGGGUGGAUCAAGAGAACAGCUUGACGUCACUCACAUUGCAAGACUGUGGGCAGGUCAUGCCCGGCUGUGUGAUCGUAGUUGUUAGGAUGGAAGGACCUGCGUAUCUGUGCAAGACCGACGAGGUUGGCGAGAUAUGCGUGAACUCGGGCGCCACGGGCACUCAGUAUUGGGGCCUGCAAGGCCUCAGUAACACCACUUUUAAAGUGCAACCGCUUGGAAACGACGGAAAGCCCAUUUCCGACGCGGAGUACACCAGAUCGGGACUUUUAGGGUUUUUGGGCCCUGGUGGUCUCGUUUUUAUAUGCGGAUCCAGAGACGGUCUGAUGACUGUCACGGGGCGCAAACACAAUGCCGACGAUAUAAUCGCCACCGUUUUGGCCGUGGAACCCAUGAAAUUUAUAUAUAGAGGCAGAAUAGCUGUUUUUAGUAAUAGAGUUCUAAGGGACGAGAGGAUUUGUGUUAUUGCAGAACAACGACCCGAUUGCAGUGAAGAAGAGUCAUUCCAAUGGAUGUCAAGGGUUCUGCAAGCAGUCGAUUCGAUUCACCAAGUAGGAAUAUACUGUUUAGCUUUAGUACCUCCCAACUACCUCCCCAAAACGCCCCUGGGAGGAAUUCAUCUGACAGAGACCAAGAGACGUUUCUUGGAGGGUACUUUGCACCCAGCCAACGUGCUUAUGUGUCCACACACCUGCGUCACAAACCUACCGAAACCCAGAGAAGUGCACUCAGCAACCGACUGUGUUUCAGACGUGGGGCCAGCGUCUGUUAUCGUUGGCAAUCUUGUCCAAGGUAACAGACUUGCCAGUGCGCAGGGCAGAGAAAUCGGCGGAUUCCUCGAUGAGGAUGAAUCCUCCAAAAAGCAACAGUUUAUAUCGGAAAUUCUCCGCUGGAGAGCCCAAGGAACAUCAGACCAUGUCCUCUUCACGCUUCUGAACAGCAAAGGAACUGCAGCUAAAGUCUUAACUUGCUUGGAACUGCACAAGAAGGCAGAAAGGAUAGCGAAUCUUCUAACAGAAAAGGGCAAAGUAAAACCUGGCGAUCAUGUAGCGUUGAUUUUUCCGCCCGGUUUGGAUUUGAUUUGCGCCUUCUACGGAUGUUUGUACGUCGGAGCGGUUCCCGUCACAAUCCGCCCUCCGCAUCCGCAAAAUUUACAGACCACUCUACCAACAGUCAGGAUGAUCGUGGACGUGUCGAAGUCCGUUUUGGUUCUGUCAACGCAGGCUGUGAUGAAACUGAUCAGAUCGAAGGAGGCGAGCCACAUAGGGAUCUCGAAACCGUGGCCGAACAUUUUGGAUACCGACGACAUUCCGAAGAAAAAGCUGCCGGCGGCUUACCGAGCACCAACGGCCGAGAUGUUGGCUUAUUUGGACUUCAGUGUUUCUACCACUGGAAUGUUGGCCGGGAUCAAGAUGUCACACGCUGCCGUUACGAAUUUGUGCAAGAGCAUGAAGUUGGCUUGCGAGUUGUAUCCCAGCAGGCAUAUUGCUCUUUGCUUGGAUCCUUACUGUGGACUAGGAUUUGCACUCUGGUGUCUCAGCAGCAUAUACUCUGGCCACCACUCGAUCCUUAUCCCACCAUCAGAAGUGGAAGUAAACCCUGGCCUCUGGCUGACCGCUGUAAGCCAAUACAAAGUCCGCGACACAUUCUGCUCGUACGGCGUCAUGGAACUUUGCACCAAAGGCUUGGGAUCAUCGGUAAACCAACUGAAAUCUAGAGGCGUCAACUUGGGCUGCGUGAGAACCUGCGUAGUCGUAGCCGAAGAAAGGCCACGUAUAAAUUUGACCACGAGUUUUUCGAAGUUGUUUAGCGCUUUGGGUUUGAGCCCCAGAGCAGUGUCAACAUCGUUUGGAUGCAGAGUUAACGUGACGAUUUGCUUGCAAGGAGCUUCGAGUCCCGAACCGUCCACAGUGUACGUGGACCUGAGAGCCCUGCGAAACGACAGAGUUAGUUUGGUGGAAAGGGGCAGCCCGCACAGUCUCUGCGUUAUGGAAAGCGGCAAGUUGCUGCCCGGAGUGAAAGUGAUCAUAGCCAAUCCCGAAUCCAAGGGCCAAUGCGGGGAUUCGCAUUUAGGCGAGAUCUGGGUGCAAAGCGGCCACAGCGCCAGCGGCUAUUUCACGAUAUACGGCGAUGAGAGCGAAUACGGCGACCACUUCAACGCGCGGUUAGUAACGGGAAACACGGGAGAAGUAUACGCAAGGACCGGGUAUCUAGGAUUUUUGAGGAGGACGGAAGGAACCGAACGUAAUUGUGCCAAUGAUGAAUCCACUUUGAGUAGGGAAAGUGAUAAUGAGUCUGUCGGUUCUUCUCAUCAUCUGGUGCCCACCGAUUCGCCUGAAUUGCACGAUGCUGUCUUCGUGGUCGGGGCUCUAGAUGAAACGAUCAUGCUUCGAGGAAUGAGGUAUCAUCCUAUCGACAUUGAAAACAGUGUUUUGAGAUGCCACAAGAAAAUUGCUGAAUGUGCUGUAUUUACUUGGACCAAUCUGUUAGUGGUAGUUGUCGAGUUGGACGGAAACGAAAGCGAAGCUCUGGACUUGGUCCCCUUAGUCACAAACACCGUGCUAGAGGAACACCACCUGAUUGUAGGCGUUGUAGUUGUCGUUGAUCCUGGCGUUGUUCCGAUCAAUUCCAGAGGAGAGAAGCAACGCAUGCACCUGCGCGACGGAUUUCUGGCCGACCAAUUGGACCCCAUUUAUGUUGCUUACAAUAUGUAAGGUGGUUGUUGAUUUCCAGAUUCUAUCUCGAUGUUUAUACACGCGUUUAUUGGCGGCAGGUCCGAAAAAGAACUUGCCCAGGUAACACUUGUAUUUUGGAAGUUUUUUCUAUUAGGUUUUAACACAAAUUGCAAUAUCUAAGAAAAUACUAUUAUACAGAAAAAAGUUAAAAACAAAAAGUAUGAAGAAUUCAAUUCUCUACAAUUUUUACAAUAAUUAUUUUUCUUCUAAAAUUGCUAGAUAUUAAAAAAAAAAUUUAUGAGAUUUCUAGUAAUUUUAAAACAAAAGUUUAAUAUAAAAUUAAAUUCUCAAUAUAUUUUCUUUUUAGCAUUUUUUUGUAGGACUUUAGUUAUUAAAAACUAACUUUACUGGAUAUGUAUUUAUUUAUUUGCUUAAAAUCGUGUUUAAAAGCUAAAGAAUAAACUUCUUUAAUAAAAAGAAGGUUAUUUGAAAAGUAAUGUUUGGACCCACCGUAAUAUUGGCGGUCAUUUUGUGCUGUAUUUGCCAAUUUAAUUUAUUCUGAGGGAUAGUUUUUUUGACUUGGAUUUGAGCUGGAUCAAUUUAAAUAUGGCAAACUUGUUAUGAAAUGGGAUCUUAUUAUUUACAACUUUUGUAUGAAAAUUAAAGAAGAAAAAAACAAUUUGUUGUAAGCAUAUCUGCCAUGAAUACGUGAUUUUCAGUUAGAGUUUUAGUAAUAUAUUUUAGAUUAAAAUUUGUAUAAAAUUUGGCUCAAAUUUGUUAAAGUCUUCACAUUUUCAUGUAAUACAGUGGCGAUUUGUAGAUGUAAAACGCCUACAUGGCUCUAAUGUAUAGUUUAUGUAAUUUGUAGAUUGUACAGUUUUUAGUGAAUUUUUUGCUAUUCUGUGCAAUACUUAUGUAUUUCUUCUACUUUGUGAUUUUAAUUUAUGAUUUUUGAAACACUUUUAAUUCUAAUUUAUUUCUUGUUAAAAUGUUUUCUUAAAACUAAAAGAGUUUUUUUAUUCUUUAAGACUUUGGUUUAAUAAAGUGAUUCUUUUGUGUAAAUAAAGCUACACUAUUUUUUGUUCGUUAUAUUAAUGCUAAUCAAAAACAACAUUUAAUUAAUCUUACGUAUUUUAAAUUUUUAAGUAAAUGAUAAUAAAAAUAGUGUUAUUUAUACUAAACUGUGUAAUGUAAGCAUAUAGUACUCUAGUCUGAAUAAAACUAUUGGCUGCUCGAUUUUGUACGUUCACAUUAUUAAGCACUUGGUUGUGUUUGCCCUCUUUACUUAUUUAAAGUUUUUUUACGUUUUACAGCUUUGUCAUCACUUUUAUUAUUUAGAUAAUUUAAUUUAAUCCAAUUUUUUAUUAUAUGUGGGCAAUUUUUAAUGCUCAAUUAGUAUUUAUAAAAAUAUGCUUUUUUGCAUUAGUUUGCACAAAUCUCUGUUUUUGCAGAGUGUGACAAUAGUUAAUUUUAUGUACAUAUUAAUGUAGUAUUUUAACGUUAGUGACUUUGUAUUUCAUUUACUUUUGUUAUAGUACUAUACAAAUCUACGUACAAUGUGGACACAGUUGCAAAUAAUUAAUAAAUGUA